This is a messenger RNA of Boleophthalmus pectinirostris (great blue-spotted mudskipper), 779 nucleotides long. It is a transcript of the gene nrn1a, whose product is annotated as neuritin 1a. Gene Ontology annotation, biological process: neuron projection extension; nervous system development. Gene Ontology annotation, cellular component: plasma membrane. The transcript is spliced from 3 exons. Bases 309 to 728 code for a protein of 139 amino acids. The record is from RefSeq and is a predicted model, not a curated record. Lineage: Eukaryota; Metazoa; Chordata; Actinopteri; Gobiiformes; Gobiidae.
ACGCACGAGCAGAACCGUGCGGAGCGGGACCAAACCAGGACUAAACCAGGACUAAACCAGGACUACACCAGGUCCAGACCAGGUCCAGACCAAGUCUAAACCGGGACUACACGAGGACUCCACCCGGACUAAACCCGGACUUGCCCCGGACUUGCCCCGGAGCGGAUCAGGGGCCGCGGAGCCGCAGAGCCGCCCCGGGGAGCGCGCGUGAGGAGCGGGCCGCGCGCGGGGCCAGGCCGCGCGGGGAGCACCUGUUUGCGGCUGCGGGCUGCGGGAUGUGGCGCUGAGGCUCCGGAGCUCGCGGGACGAUGGGAGGUUUGGGCCUCGCGCUGCUCGGAGCUCUGCACAUCGUGUCGCUGGUGCAGACGGCGGUGGGGGCGGGGCACUGUGACUCGGUCUUCAGAGGAUUCUCCGACUGUCUCCUGAAGCUCGGGGACAACAUGGCCAACUACCCCCAAGACCUGGACGACCGACAGAACCUGCACCGCAUCUGCUCGUACUGGGAUAACUUCCACGCGUGCGCGGCGACCGCUCUCACCGACUGCCAGGAGGGGGCGACGGAGAUGUGGGAGAAGCUGAAGAAGGAGUCGAGGAACCUGGACUUCCGCGGGAGUCUGUUUGAACUGUGCGCCGGGGGCAACGGGGCGGGGCGUCACCACGGCAACGCACCCCUGCUCGCCGCCGCCGCCGCCCUCCUCGCCGCCCUCCUCGCCGUGCUGCUCGUCUGAACCGCCGGGAGACGCUCCGCUGGAGGAAACGGGACCUCACCCGGACCUCAC